AUGGCCCUCGCCGAAGAUGCAGCAACCGUGCUUGAGCAGUUCGUCCACGAUGUUGCAAAUCUCCCCGCCGAAAUAGUGCAUCUGUAUGAAGAGAUGCAGGCGAAGCAGCAGCUCAUACACCAAUCCCUGGCUUUGAUCAAUACCCGCGACAGCAGCAUGCAGAAAUUCAUCAAGCUCAACGGCGGGCUCGUCAAGAAUCCCAAGGAAGAGGCUUAUGAAACGGUCAUCAAGAACCACUAUGACCGCGCUCAACUGCUGCAAGAAGAGAAGAUCGGGCUGGCAGAGAAGGCCUUCGCCCUCCUUGAGAGACAUGUCAAGCGCCUAGACAUCAAGAUGCGUGAUCUGCAGAAUGAUGGUUCUAUGCCACUGGACCCAUCUCUUCCCUCUCUCCUGCGCGAAUCGUCAGGCAACCUCGUCCCUCCACUCUCCAACAGCAACACAGGCGUCAGCACGCCACUACACCCCCUCUCCCUAAAUGUUACAACAGGCGGUGCCGCCAACAUCGCCAACGCUGCCAUCGCCCGUCUCACCUCUGGCAACCGAGCCGCCUCUGCAGGCACACUGGGCAUGCAGCCACACCCCCUACUCAAUCACUCCACUCCAGCAGGCAGCGCUCGACAGCGCGAGCAGUCCGUUGCAAGCGACAGCGCCAACAAACGCCGGCGCCUGAACAUGUCUCUAGGGAACCUCCCGGCCACCUCAUCUAACCUAGCCCGGCAAUCAUCCUUGGGACCCGGCACGCCCAAAGCCUCAACGCCAGGGAGUCGACAGGGCAGUGCCGGACCAGCUGCGCGGCCCAGAAAGGCGGGGAAGAGGGUUGCGCCACAUGAAAAAGCCUCAGCUGCUGCGGAUGCCACGAGGAAGAAAGUCAGCAAGCACUCUAUCUCGAAGAAGUCCCGCCGCCGCAUCCUCAACUCUUCGAAAGCUUCCCCAACACCCACGACGACUACGGCUGGGGAUGAGGACUCCCUUAUCAGCGAGACUGCUGGUACUGAUGACGAGGAUGCCAACGUGUCGGCUGCGGAUGGAGUGGAGGGCGAUGAAGGGGAAGAGGAGUCUGACGACACGAAGUAUUGUUUCUGCCAGAGCGUGAGCUACGGGGACAUGGUGGCUUGCGACAAUGAUGACUGCGAGUAUCAGUGGUUUCAUUGGGGUUGCGUGGGGAUCCAGAGUGAGCCGAUGGGCGAUUGGCUCUGUCCGGCUUGUAGGAAGUUGCCGAGAAGCCAGAUCAAGAAGAGCAAGUAG
Molecule: messenger RNA, 1245 nt
Organism: Coniosporium apollinis CBS 100218
Lineage: Eukaryota; Fungi; Ascomycota; Dothideomycetes
Exons: 3
Coding region: 1-1245 (414 amino acids)
Biological process (GO): regulation of DNA-templated transcription
Cellular component (GO): nucleus; Rpd3L-Expanded complex; Rpd3L complex
Source: RefSeq, a predicted model, not a curated record